This is a messenger RNA of Auxenochlorella protothecoides, 1317 nucleotides long. RefSeq names its product Eukaryotic translation initiation factor 3 subunit E. Gene Ontology annotation, cellular component: cytoplasm; eukaryotic translation initiation factor 3 complex; nucleus. Gene Ontology annotation, molecular function: translation initiation factor activity. Lineage: Eukaryota; Viridiplantae; Chlorophyta; Trebouxiophyceae; Chlorellales; Chlorellaceae. Bases 1 to 1317 code for a protein of 438 amino acids. Gene Ontology annotation, biological process: translational initiation. The record is from RefSeq and is a predicted model, not a curated record. The transcript has 6 exons.
AUGGCGUCCCUGGGCGCAGCCGAGCCGGCGGCAGCCAGCAGCGCCGAUCCUUUGCAGUAUGACCUCACCACGGUGGUGGCCAAGUCCCUGGACCGCCACCUCGUGUUCCCGCUGCUGGAGUUCCUGUCCCAGAAGCAGCUGUACCCAGCCGAGGACAUCGAGUCUGCCAAACUGGAACUGAUCGAGAAGACAAACAUGGUCGACUAUGCCGUGGAUAUCUACCAGGGCCUCAAUCAAACGGAUGAGGUGCCCGACUCCCUGGUGGCUCGACGACAGGAGGUGGUGAACAAGCUGCGCACCCUGGAGGGACAGGUGAAGACCAUCACCGACUUCCUGAGCAAUGCCGACAAUGUCCGGCUGCUCAAGCAGGACAAGACGCAGAACCAGGCCUUCCUGCAGUCCGAGUUCGGCAUUGGCCCCGACCAGGUGGACGCACUGUACCACCUGGCCAAGUGGAACUUUGAGUGCGGCAACUACAGCGCGGCCGCGGAGUACCUGCACCACUACCGCAGCCUAUCCACUCACCCCGACCGCUGCGUAUCGGCGCUGUGGGGCAAGGUGGCCGCCGACAUCCUGCUGCAGGACUUUGAGGCGGCCAUGGAGGACCUGCUGAAGCUCAAAGACCUCCUGGAUCUGGACACCUUUGCGCCCGUGGUCAAGCAGCUGCAGUCCCGCUCCUGGCUCAUGCACUGGUCCCUCUUUGUCUUCUUCAACCACGAGAACGGUAUGAACGCCCUCAUCGACCUCUUCCUCCAGGACAGGUACCUGACGGCACUGCAGCUGACCGGCCAGCACCUGCUGCGCUACCUGUCCAUCGCGGUGGUGAUCAACAAGCGGCGGCGCAACGUUCUCAAGGACCUGGUCCGCGUCAUCCAGCAGGAGCAGUAUGAGUACCGCGACCCCAUCACCGAGUUCCUGCGCUGCCUCUUUGUGGAGGCCGACUUUGACGGCGCGCAGGCCUGGCUGGCCCAGUGCGAGGAGGUGCUGGACAAUGACUUCUUCCUGGUGGCGGCCAAGGAGGCGUUCAUGGACGCGGCGCGCACCUUCCUGUUCGAGACCUACUGCCGCGUGCACCAGCAGAUCGACCUGGCGGAGCUGGCGGGGCAGCUGGGCAUGGACCGAGAGGCUACCGAGAAGUGGAUCGUGAACCUCAUCAGGAACGCGCGGCUGAACGCCAAGAUCGACGCCAAGGCCGGCACGGUGGUGAUGCAGACCGAGACCCUGGGCGCCAACGACGCGCUGCUGGAGAAGGCGCGGGGCCUGUCUGUCCGCACCUUCAGCCUGGCAAACACCCUGGUCGGCAUCCUCAAGGCCUAG